UUUUUGCUUUUUGCUCAACACUUGUUUUUGCUUUGCUCUCCUUGUGUUUCUUUCAAACUCUUGAGAUAUUCCAACCUUGAUUUCAGGGGAGGACUCUGUUCGUAUCUACCAGAUCUUUUAGACAAUUUAUACAUGGCGUAAGGCAUCAUGAUCAGCAACACUCUAUUGCUUGCUGUCUUCUUUGCUCUUGCUGGCAUCUUCUUGUCGAAUUCGAAUAAUUCAGAUGAAAAGAGAGUAUUGAAAGGAUGGAAACGACAGCUAAAUGGUCCUGCUAUUCAGUAUGACAAAGUAGCUGUUGGGCUGAAUGCCAACCUGGAUUUGAUCGUGUACGGCACGCAGCUGCUAAAGAAAUUGAACGUGGCACCGGGACCAGGUAAAGACCACGCAGUACUUGACAGCCUUGCUGAGCUUCAGGAUGCAUUUGCUCUGUCGCAUUCAUCAUGCUCGGCCGCAGAGCGUAUCAUGACAUCGCCGACGCUGUACAAGCAAAUCGUUGAUUCUGCUGCCAGCCUUGAGGAGAAGAAAUAUUUUGUGGGUGGUAAUGCUGCAUUGAUGUCACAAGCUAUGGUGGAGAGUAGUCCAGGCAGUCAGGUGAUGCUGGUCGGUGCUGUUGGUGAGACACUGAGGAGCCUCCUCAACUCGACAGUAUCUGUACCCGAGUCAUGCCUGCAGAAAGAUGAUGAAGUGCACCUGAUUUUGGAAUACAGCCGUGGAGAAAAGUGGGGUGACAACGUGGCCAGCUGUGCCAAUCGCUUCAUCUUCUCACACGAUGUGGCUAAUGGAGAACUGCAGCCUGCCGACAACUUUGCAUCCGCAUUGUCAUCAUUUAGCCCACAGCUUGUUGUCGUUGCCGGCCUGCAUCUGAUGGACAACACAGAGGAAUCGUUCUGGCUGCCCAGAGUCAAGAAAGUGCUCUCGGCCAUCUCAACUUUGCCGGCUAGUACACCUGUUCAUUUGGAAUUGGCAAGCAUUGGCAACCUUGACUUCCUUGCUCGGCUUGGAUCGGCUUGCUUCUCAUCCGUCCAGUCAAUUGGACUCAAUGAGCAAGAGCUAAUGGCUAUCAGCAAAGCCAACAAGGGACCAUUCCACAAUGAGGAGCUGGUCUCUGGCCCACCCGAGGCAGCUGUUGUUGCAGACGUACUAUACUGGAUAUUGAAGCACUACUCUGGCAAGCUAUCAAGAGUUCAUUUUCACUCUCUGACAUUCCAUGUUGUUGCAGAGGUCGCCGGCCGCUGGAACAAUUCCUUCUCGGCGGUUGGUGCUGCAGCCAGAGUUGCUGGCCGCCGAGCAUGCCAAGUUGAAGAGAUUGAUCCGGAGAAAGUCCAACUGAAGUUCCCGAAGGCCUUCGUUCGCUCCAUUCUCGACCCCAAGCUACGCCGCGAGCCUAUUGUCGUUGAUCCGAACUCUCCUGUGAGCACCUGGCAAAGAGAUGGAAUCAACUUCUAUCUCAGUCCUGUGCUUGUGUGUCGCAGACCACUGAAGACUGUUGGUCUUGGAGACGCUAUUUCAGCAACUGGUUUGCUAUAUUCUCACUACAUUCCCAAGUAACAGAUUUGUCCAAGUAAGUUUAGGUUGCUGGCAGUCCAGUGUGCUGUUUUUGUUUCUUUUGUCUUUAUAGAGGUCUAUUUCUUGUCAACUUUCUCGGCUAGAGCAAAUUUCUACACCUAGUGCUUUGCAUUGGAUGGUUUUUACUAUUGCGUUCCACGUUCUGCACUGUAUCCCGGCGGGCGUGGAGCGUACUUCUAAAUACUCGGAGUAUCAUUUAAAACAUUCAAAAGUCCCCUCGGAUUAAA
This is a messenger RNA of Sycon ciliatum, 1793 nucleotides long. RefSeq names its product ADP-dependent glucokinase-like. The coding region runs from base 148 to 1548 and encodes 466 amino acids. Gene Ontology annotation, molecular function: ADP-specific glucokinase activity. Gene Ontology annotation, cellular component: endoplasmic reticulum. Gene Ontology annotation, biological process: glucose metabolic process. The transcript is spliced from 5 exons. The record is from RefSeq and is a predicted model, not a curated record. Lineage: Eukaryota; Metazoa; Porifera; Calcarea; Leucosolenida; Sycettidae.